This is a messenger RNA of Aureobasidium namibiae CBS 147.97, 498 nucleotides long. RefSeq lists its product as uncharacterized. The transcript has a single exon. The record is from RefSeq and is a predicted model, not a curated record. Lineage: Eukaryota; Fungi; Ascomycota; Dothideomycetes; Dothideales; Saccotheciaceae. The coding region runs from base 1 to 498 and encodes 165 amino acids.
AUGCCUGACAACACCUGGUUCACUCCCUAUGUUCUGCCAAACAAAGACUGCCUAAGCAUUGCCGCUUCUCAGGGAGUUGCCUACAAGCUGUCAGAGCAUCAUGUCCUCAAGAUGCCGUACCAGUAUCCCGUGAAGGCCACAGAAUCGUUUGACAUGGACGAAGCCGUUGAACAGCUUGAGCUCUCGCAAUCCAGCAUCGAUAGCUUCCAUUGCGAACGAGCCUUCUAUCGAGUGCUGGAAAGCACAGGGCAGCAUGACAUCGUCAAAGUUGACCAUUCGACAUUCGAAGACGCAAUUCUACUUGAACAUCUGCAGCCACUCGAGACAGUUUGGCAUGAUGCAUCAGUCAAGUCUCGCCUUUGCUGGAUCAGGCAACUACUAAGAGCCAAUGCAAAAAUCGAGGAGCUGGGGUAUACGCACGGCGACUUGGCAAUCAGAAACAUGGGAGUGGAUAAGAACAACGAUCUCAAGCUGUUCGACUUUGGCUCAGUCCAUUAG